UCCAAGAUGGCGGCGUCCACAGAAGAUUGGAUGUGUGAGGAGCUCGCUAAACUAGGGAUUGAUGCUAAUGAAGAAAGUGCAAGGUACAUCCUUGCAAUUGAAACAGCCAAAGAUUUGGAGGACUAUAUGCUAGAUCUGCUAGAUGCAAGUGACUCAAAAGUACGCAGAUUCGUGAAAGAGCUCCUCAAUCGGUGGCACCCUCCAUCAAGUCUACAAGUGCCUGAUAAUGUUUUGGUAUACAGAAAAGGGAAAGACAGUGAUGAGUUUACUCAGGGUUCACAAAAAGCAAAGAAAAAGAAACAAAAACAAGAGAAUAAAAACAAUUCCAAUUCUUCCCCAGAAAACAUAAAUGGAGUUAUAGACCACAACCAGAUGCCAGUUCCUUCCAUUGUAGAAAGUUCUCAUGGCAAUGCUGACAAGUUGAAAAAGAAAUCUAAAUUUGUUCCUCUCUACAGUCAGGAAGGCCAAGAGAAAACAGUCCUCAAGUUGCCUGGUCGUCACACGUGUGAGUGCCAGGCCUCGAAGCAUUCGCUUGUCAACAACUGCACCUGCUGUGGGCGUGUGGUGUGUCAGCAGGAGGGGUCCGGCCCCUGCGUCUUCUGUGGGACAUUGGUGUGUACGAGGGAAGAACAAGAGAUACUGAACCGAGGGUCCAAGAAGAGUGAGAGGCUGCGACAGCAGCUGAUGAAAGGAGCAACAAUAGUGCCGUUCCUGGAGACAGAGGGAGGAGGGGGAGGCUUGUUGCCAACGGCAGCUGUCAAGAUGUCCGAAGGUCUGGAAAAGGCACUCAAACACAAGGAAAGACUGCUAGACUUUGAUCGGACCAGUGCGAGACGAACCAAAGUGAUAGAUGAUGAAAGUGACUAUUUUGCCUCGGACUCUAAGUGGCUCAGCAAGAAAGACAGGGAAGCACUGAAGAAACGUGAGGAAGAGCUCCGAAGUCAGAGGUUUGCAUCGAGGAGAGAUCGGAAAAUAACGCUUGACUUUGCUGGGCGUCAAGUGGUUGAUGCGGAAUCGGAUGCUGCAAAAUACAUGUAUGAUGCCAAUGAUGAGGUGGUGCAGCAAGUUUAUCAAGGUGCGCGGCCCAAAAACUCACCUAGUGCUUACACGUUACAGGAAUCUGGGAAUAUACUGAACCCCACCAUAGUACAGCCAGCACCAACAUUUGUGUCGAAAGGGUCUUCCUUUAGUCGGAAGGUUAUUGGUCAGAGUUCAUCUUGUGAUGUUGACCCACAUGCCAAGUCAGCUCGUAUCCAGGACCGCCAGUUGCUGGAGAUGACAGACGAGGGCAUGUGCAUGAGCAUGCAUCAACCGUGGGCGUCGCUGCUUAUCAAAGGAAUCAAAAUGCAUGAAGGCCGGGUUUGGUACACAGCCCACCGAGGUCGCCUCUAUGCGGCUACAUCAAAGUCCCCCACCACACAGGAAACACACGAGGUGGAGCAGAUGUAUCAGUAUCUCUACACAGAUCCCAACAUAUCCUUCCCCAGCACCUACCCUGUGGGCUGUCUCCUGGGCUGUGUGGAUGUUGUGGACUGUCUCUCUCAGGAGGAGUACAGUCAGCAGUUUCCAGAUGGCGAGUCUGCCUCACCGUAUGUGUUCAUCUGUGAGAACCCACAGGAGCUAAUCGUCAAAUUUCCAAUCAGGGGAAAACACAAAAUAUAUAAACUCGACAGUCGCAUACACCAAGCUGCUAAGAAAGGUCUCGCCAGUCAAGCCAAUCAAGUCACUGACAGGAGUCGAUUUUAGAGGACUAGCACACACUUGUUUUAAUUAUUGUUGGUUCAUCUGGUGUAUAAAGUGAUGCAUUUGGACGGGUAGAUAUAUACAGGGCUGAUUGCUGGACAGGAAGUUGUUGUGUAAUUGUGUUGUUAGGUCGGAACAGAGUUGAUGUGUUCAAGGUUGGGGGACAACACUGCGCUGUGUCAGUCAUGAAACUAUUGCGUGAUGACGGUGAUUGGUUGAAACAAGUGCGCUGAUGUUUUAUAGCUAAUGAUACAUACCUGUUGUUUACUUUGAACAAUUCAGUAUACAACUUAGGUGCAACCCAAGGCGUCACUGCGACUCCUUGUAUAUAACCAGGGACUCAUUGUAACACCUUGUGUUUUACCUGAGUAGUCAAUGUGAUACAUUGUGUAUAACCAGGGAGUCAUUGUGACACCUUGUGUUUUACCUAAGUAGUCAAUGUGAUACAUUGUGUAUAACGAGGGACUCAUUGUGACACCUUGUGUUUUACCUGAGUAGUCAAUGUGAUACAUUGUGUAUAACCAGGGACUCAUUGUGACACCUUGUGUUUUACCUAAGUAGUCAAUGUGAUACAUUGUGUAUAACCAGGGACUCAUUGUGACACCUUGUGUUUUACCUGAGUAGUCAAUGUGAUACAUUGUGUAUAACCAGGGAGUCAU
Haliotis rubra (blacklip abalone) is the source of this 2402-nucleotide messenger RNA. Its product is annotated as activating signal cointegrator 1-like. Lineage: Eukaryota; Metazoa; Mollusca; Gastropoda; Lepetellida; Haliotidae. Gene Ontology annotation, cellular component: nucleus. Gene Ontology annotation, biological process: regulation of DNA-templated transcription. The record is from RefSeq and is a predicted model, not a curated record. Gene Ontology annotation, molecular function: zinc ion binding.